AGGAAGCAGUACAGGAAACCCGGGCCUGUGCGGAGAAUUCUGGGAGUUAUUGUGUGAAGCGUGACAUCUUGGGAAAUGCAGUUCGCUUCCAGAGGCUUUUUUCGGGCGGAGCUGCCCGGGGAUUGGACACGGUUACCGGGAAGUGCGGCUUCCGUCGCCCCUCGCCAGGGUCGCUUUUUGUCGCCCUUUCCUUGCCACAGAGGGUCGUCGCUGGCCCGCGUGGAUGGCAGCGAGCGCGACGAAGCGGGAGGAAGCCGUAGUUACAGCAGAUAAGGGACGCUGACGUUGGCGAGGGCGGGGUUCUGCCAUCGUUAUCCUCUGCUAACUGAAGAUUUAUCCACAGAGGUUCAAUACCUGCCUCAAUCUCCGGGCUACUAAGUGUCCUAGGCGAGAUUGGAACCCAGGCCCGCCAGCAUCCACUGAAGUCCCUUCCUUGCCAUUUCUGCCCGCUCCACUUCUGCGGUGAAAUAAUAGUGACUACCAGAAGGCUCGCAAAGUGCUUUACGAAGAUUAUCUCGUGCGAUGGUCACAACAGCCCUGGAAAGUGGAGUGGUGGUGUUUAGUCGUGUCCCACCCCGACCCUCAGUGACUGCUUUUGGAUUUUCCUUGGCAGAUCCUUCAGUGGUUUGCCAUUUCCUUCUCCAGCUCAUUUUACACAUGAGGAAACUGAGGCAAACAGUUAAAUUGCUUCUUUGGGUUCACAUAGAUGCUUUGUUGGAAGAAUUGGAGCGUUCUUCCCUAGGGGAAAGCAAUGAGGAUCCCGAACCUGUCCUGCAGCCCAGCAAAGAUGGGAAGAUGGCCGAGACAGCCAAGGCCCAGCCAGCCCCAGACGACAAACAGCCCAUGCCAGCACAGCUGAUAUAUACUACAAAGAUUGAAGAGGCCAAUGUCUACAGUGAUAUUCAGGAGCCAGAGGCCAGGCUGCAGCCUCAGGCCACUUCAGCCGCAGCACAACUAGAUGAGCUCAUGGCUCACCUGUGUCAGAUGCAGGCCAAGGUCAUGGCGAAGUCUGAUGGCUCCAAGGAGCCAGUGCCAAAGAAGAAAGAUUCCAGUGCCUCUUUGGACACUAUGCUUGGGGGAUUGCAACAGGACUUGCAAGACCUUGGCAUUGCCACCAUCCCCAAGGGUCACUGCGCUUCCUGCCAAAAACCCAUUGCUGGAAAGGUGAUCACAGCUCUAGGGAAGACCUGGCAUCCAGAACAUUUUGUCUGUACUCAUUGCAAAAAGGAAAUCGGCUGCAGCAGCCCCUUCUUUGAGCGCAGUGGCUUCGCUUACUGCUCGAAGGACUACCACCAACUUUUUUCCCCGAGGUGCGCAUACUGUGCUGCCCCCAUUCUUGAUAAGGUGCUGACAGCAAUGGACCAAACCUGGCACCCAGAGCACUUCUUCUGCUUCCAUUGUGGGGAGGUGUUCAGUGAGGAAGGAUUCCAUGAAAAGGACAAGAAGCCGUACUGCCGGAAAGAUUUCUUAGCCAUGUUUGCGCCCAGGUGUGGAGGCUGCAACCGUCCCGUGUUGGAGAAUUACCUGUCUGCCAUGGACGCCGUCUGGCACCCUGAGUGCUUCGUGUGUGGGGACUGUUUCCAGCCUUUCUCCACAGCCUCCUUCUUUGAGCUGAACGGGCAGCCUUUCUGCGAGCUGCACUACCAUCAGCGGCGAGGAACCAUCUGCCACGGGUGUGAGCAGCCCAUCACUGGCCGCUGUAUCAGCGCUAUGGGGCACAAGUUUCACCCGGAGCAUUUUGUGUGCGCGUUCUGCCUGACACAGCUGUCCAAGGGCAUUUUCCGAGAACAGAAUGACAAGGCCUAUUGUCAACCAUGCUUUACUAGGCUCUUCCCUCUCUAACUCCAACCUACUCCGUGGGACCCCCUGAUGCCAGCCAGGGCUAGAGAGGAGAAGGGGCUGUGAAACAGCCUCUCAGCAUCCUCUUCAGAUCAUCUCAGCAGGCUGGUAGGGAGGGCCAGGGGAGUCAGGAGACUCUUCUCCACAUGGCAGGUGCAUUUAGUUUUCAAGAUUACCCAUGUGGGCUGGACUAAGUCAGGCAAUGCUGAGCCUUUUCUAUGCUUUCUCAUCCUCGUAGAAGGUAACCAGACCCUAAAAGGGCCAGUUACUCUGAACUUCUUCCUUACUAAAAACCUGAAUUUAGAGCUCAGUUCUGUUGCUCUCUGUGUACUUAUUACGUGCCUACACACACACACACACACACACACACACACACACACACACACACAUGCACAAACAUGUAUACACACACUGCUGCUCACCAUAAGCCUGCUUUUUCUCAUUUACCUUACUUUCUUUUAUAUUGCUACUGGGGUUGCUGGAAUUCUUGUACAUACUCAAAAGACUGUGGAAGCUUAAAAUUCAAACAUUGUAGUUUUUUGGGGGGAAAUAUUUUUUAACUACAUGCUUUUGAGUACUGGUCUCAUUGAGAAAUAAAAUAGUUAUGACUCUUUUUUAAUACCCAAUUACAUUCCCUCCUCCCCCCACUCCCUCUGUUUCAUAUAGUAUAAAAUAAAGGAAGAAAAAGGGAGUAACACAUUUUUUUUUUUGCAUGGCAGGAAAGUCCUUUAAAGAUGAGAAUAAAGGAAAAAGUCUACACUAGAUAAGUUUGGAGAUAGGCGGUCAUUUGGGGCCCUAUUUUAGACACAUCUGCUAUACUGCAUGACUAUCUACAAAGUAUUGUGACUCAAUCUGAAAAUUUCCUUUGGCCAUUUAAUCAAUCAACCAACCAGCCUGUUGGGUUGCUAAGGAUACAAUGACUAGGAGUAAGUAUCUGCCCUCAAGCAGUUUACAAAUGCGAUGGGGAGGGGAGUGAUUAGAAUAUUCACAGGUAAGUAAAUUCAGGACAUAGGCAAGUAAAUGAAUUCUGGGGGUUCAGGGGCACUUGUGAAUCUGCUACAAAGUACACUAUUAUUAUGGCCCUUACCUAAUUCCAUCCCUAUGUUGUGCAGUGGUCAUGAGUCAUCUGGAAAGCCUCCAAUUUUCCAGAAGCUGCUGACCCUCUUAUGAAGAAAGGUAUUUAGAAUGGGAUUGAUAGACUUGUAAAUAUAGCAAAUAUAUACAUAAAGUGUCCCAAAAAUCUCAGUUCAGUUUUAAACCAUUGGACUUUUGAGGUACCCUGUCUAUGCACAUAUGGAUAUGUGGUUUUUUUCCCCUUUUCUUUUUACAUCUGAGUCCGUAAGUCCUGACUCUUUUGAAUUUACUUCAUUUUCAAAAACAAAGUAUGCUUCGUAGGACUCCCACUGAGCUCUGUGUGAGGUCUGUUAGAACUCGGGAAACUGGGAGGUGAGGUUUGUUUGAUUGCACUGUUCUCACAGUAGACUAAUUAGAGGAGCUUACAUUUCUGUAGUACUUUUGGGUUUCUGAAGCGUUUUACAGAUUUUAUCCCAUUUAAUUUUCACCACAUCCCUGUGAAGUGGGGCCUCUCGUUAGCCCUAUUUUACACAUGAAAAAAAC
Trichosurus vulpecula (common brushtail) is the source of this 3456-nucleotide messenger RNA. RefSeq names its product leupaxin (gene LPXN). Gene Ontology annotation, biological process: transforming growth factor beta receptor signaling pathway; endothelial cell migration; substrate adhesion-dependent cell spreading. The coding region runs from base 523 to 1842 and encodes 439 amino acids. The transcript has 9 exons. Lineage: Eukaryota; Metazoa; Chordata; Mammalia; Diprotodontia; Phalangeridae. The record is from RefSeq and is a predicted model, not a curated record.